AUGUGCUUCAUAUUGGCCUGCACCAACUACUUGGCUCGUCGAAACCCAAAGAUGUUCGUCAGAAUCUCCCAUCCGAUCGCAGUACUUUUCGUGAUCUUGACCACCUUCUUUUUUGUGGGGCUGCAUAUGUUUUACGUGGUGCCCCAGUUGUUAGAUGUCGCAGGAUUGAUGUACAAGCUCGACUGGCUACUGGCCAUCUUUACAAUGUACAAUAUCUUUGGCAAUAUGCUGGCCUGUCAUAUUACAAACACUUCGGUGGAGAGUCUGCCAAAGGAUCGGCAAUUUCCGGAACCGGGAGAGGAGCACCUAUGGCACUACUGCGAUAUUUGCCAAAAACUGAUGCCUCCAAGAUCCUGGCACUGCAUUUUGUGCAAGUGCUGCAUUCUGAAGCGGGACCACCACUGCAUUUUCACUGCCACUUGCAUUGGGCACAAUAAUCAGAGAUACUUUUUCUGGUUCACUUUCUUUAUGGCCUUGGGAACUGGCGCGGCCUGGGCCAUCCAUUUCAUUGCUACCCUGCAGUACUUCAGCUUUUCGGAUCUGAUAUCCUCGGAUUUUCAUAGGGAUAACUUACCUCCAUAUUGGCUUGUCUUCACCCUAAUACUCAAUAGUUACAUACUUGCAGCCCCUCUAUCUUCGAUGCUUCUGCAAAUAUCGGUACUUAUACUUAAUGGCACUUUGCACGACUUUAACAGUGAUACCUACGAUUUGGGCUUAUGGGAGAAUUUCAAAAUGAUUGUCGGCAAACAAGUCUUUUGGACAUUCCUCUCACCCACCGUUAAGAGUCCUUUGCUCCACGAUGGUACCCAAUGGAAUGAAAAACAGUCUGACAUCAUCAAGCAUUAAAAAGGUUUUGAAACUUAC
Molecule: messenger RNA, 864 nt
Organism: Drosophila erecta
Lineage: Eukaryota; Metazoa; Arthropoda; Insecta; Diptera; Drosophilidae
Product: probable protein S-acyltransferase 12
Exons: 1
Coding region: 1-846 (281 amino acids)
Molecular function (GO): palmitoyltransferase activity
Source: RefSeq, a predicted model, not a curated record